AUGAUCUAUUACAUCAUAUAUCAAGUUAUAUACGUAAUCUUAGUAGAAUCAAAAGUCUUCGAGACAAAUCGGCGAGAGUCCAAUGAAUUUUUAAACACAAAACUUUCAUUUCCAAGUCAAUACGAACAAUCAAGAGAAACAGUUGAAGCAACUCGUGAAUCUUGCCUUGAUGAGUAUAGGCAACAACAAAAGUUCUUACACCGUCGACAACCAUUAUCUUCACUUUGCGCACAAUAUUGUUCAGAAACAACGGAUUGUCAAGAAGAGAAAGAACAGCUGGCUUGUGUCAAUCCAUUGUAUCCGUCAUGGCCAGCCCGGACAAUGAAAUUUACACAAAAAUUUCAACGAAUUUGCUAUAUAAGAAUUACUGAAGUGUUACGAUAUAACUCAGCAGAGCAAUUGUGUAAAAAAUACGGGUCAGAACUAGCUGUGAUUGAUAAUAUUGCUUUGCUUGAACAAUUGAAACAGAUGAAUAUGUUCAAUACAACGUGUAAAGGUCUGUGUCCUGAAUCUCGAGGAUAUUAUAUUGGAUUAAAGCGACGGAAUGAAAACGAUGGUCUAUCAGAAUCAAAAUGGAUCUGGUCGAAUAAUGUUACUUGGACUCAAAACGAAACAGACUGUGGAGAUGAAUACAUUGAUACAUCUUUCGCCAAUGCUACUCUUCUUUGCUACAUCGGACCUGACGGACAAAAGAAAAUAACAGUGUGGAAUAUUGGCGAACCAAAUAAUUAUCGAUCGAGUUUUGUCGACAACGGUGAACAAUGCGUUGAGAUCAUCGCUCGUCCGGAUAAAAACGGUUCAUAUGAACAGAUCGGUCGAAUGAAUGAUAUUCGAUGUGUAAAACCGACAUUAGGUGCCAUAUGUCAUAUGAGUGAUCCGAAACCUGUAAAUAUGACACGAUUUAAAUCCUUUGCUACAGUCAUAGGUUUUAAUGGAACUAAAAUUGAAGCCGAAGUUGAAACAACGGAAGCAAAUUUAUUAAGUAAUCUCUUAUCGAAUUUUGAAGGCUCCAUCGACCCAAAUCUGAAUGCUAUGGCAGAAAUGACUGCCGCACUAGAAGGAUUACUUGUUCUACCAUCGUUUACAAACGAACAAGCAAAUAAUAUCUUCAAUAUUGUGGAUCAACUAGUUGAUGUUACUGAGCAAAUCGAUAACGACGAUGGUUCUUUGAAAAAAGUCACCAACAAAUUGCUCCAUUUUCUUGAUCUGUUUCCAGCAAAGAUAGAAAUAAAUGACGAUAAAAAUGGUAAUUCCUUUCGCUAUGAAAACAUGAAUACCUCCAUAGUCAAUCUCAAUGCUGAUCAAUGGCAACAAGAACACAGUGAUAACGAUUGGUUUACCAUCAAUUCUAAUACGCCUGAUGAUGGCUCGAAUACUAUCAUUGAAAUCAAUAUCCGGGCAUUACGAACACAUGUUGAACUAUUAGACCAAUUUCGUAUUAUCGAAACUAUGUUUUCUAACUUUAAUUUAUUUCCACAAGUAAAUAAAAGCAAUGAAACGGAUAAUCAAUUACUCGGAACACCGAUAUCAUAUCAAAUAGCGAAUUGGACAACGAUUAAGAUCGCCGAUGAUCUAGUUCGAUUUCAAAUGCGAAUACCAGAAGUAAUGCAAGCACGAAAUAUGUCUUGUGUCUAUUGGUCAUUCGAUCAAAACAGUGGUUCGUGGAUCGAAGAUAACGGAUGUCGUUUUGCUGGAUACAAAGAUAACUACGCUCAAUGUUAUUGUGAUCAUUUGACACAUUUUGCAUUGCUUUUGCUGCCUGAAUCCAAGCAACUCAAAGAGCCUCUAUCGAAUGUCGAAGAAUUCAUCUUAGUUUUCGUAACAUACCUUGGUAUCGGUUUGUCGAUAUGCGGUCUUGUUAUAACAUUGAUUACUUAUUUACUCUUCCGACGUUCACAAAAGAAUUAUCUUCACUACAGUUUAUUCAUGCUUUGCUUAUCCAUUUUAUGUGUUAAUUGUCUUUACAUACCAUUUAGUCUUACCAAACCAGAAAUUAGAGAAUUUAAUUAUUGUAAUAUUGUCGGAUUUCUAUUUCAUUAUUUUAUGAUAACAUCAUUCACAUGGAUGCUCAUCAUAGGUUCCAUUCAAUAUAUGUAUUUCGUUCGAAUAUUUAAUACUCACGUCUCCCAUUUCAUUACUAAAUCGACAAUAUUUGGUUGGAUUUUUCCUUUGAUGUUUCCUAUACUUGUUGUUUCGAUUGGUAUCAAUGGUGGUUACAAAAGUGAAACAAGGUGUUGGAUACAUGAUGAACUUCUUCGAUACGUUACUUUUCUCGCACCGAUAUCUGUCAUAGUGCUAUGUAAUCUAACCCUUUUUAUUAUUAUAUUAUUCAGCCUUUGCCGACGCAAUCCGAGUGUUCUCACAAACCAAAGUAAUCGAUCGAAAAUACAAAUGAGUGCAGCUAUUUGUUGUUUUGUAUCUAUUGGUUGCGCGUGGGCUUUUGGAAUUUUAGUUUUAAUUCGUCCGUCGUUUCUUCAUCAAUUGAUCUUUUGCGUCAGCAAUUCUCUUCAAGGUUUUUUCAUAUUUAUUUUCCAUGUUUACCUAUCAAAACCAAAACGAGAUCUAUGGAAGACAUUCUUUAUUCAACGUGGCUUCCAUCAACGUUCAACAUCAUCUCAACUCCACGUUGAUCAUUCGUCAGCCAGUGAUUCGAGUACGAGAAAUCUCAAUAAUGUAUCGCAGUCGGUCAAAAUGCAAACUAUUACAACGUCAGCAACUAAUGAGUUAUCGGAAGGAACUGUAGGAACGACUCGCUCAUAUCCAAACUACGAUAAAAAUGGGCUUUUACAGCGAGAGAGCUUGCAACCAGGUCGUAUUGCUCAUUUAAUUCUACGCCCACAGCCGGAUUUUCUUUACGAUCGAAUACAAAGAGCUAAAAUGGAGAAAAACAAUCAUUACGCUUGA
This is a messenger RNA of Adineta ricciae, 2904 nucleotides long. The record is from the annotation of a GenBank genome assembly. NCBI's taxonomy places the organism in Eukaryota, Metazoa, Rotifera, Eurotatoria, Adinetida, Adinetidae.